AUGGCGGCACAAAUGGGUUAUCGGGAAUUGAUCCGCAAGCAGUUCACCCGUCAAAAGCUCGGCUUUCACUUUCUCUUCUGGUCAUUUCAUUUCGCCAUAUUUGCCUAUGGAUGGUGGAAGCAAGCCUCCGACUCGCGCCUUGCGGGCCUCAACACUCUGCGAUAUUCGGUCUGGAUCUCGCGCGGCGCCGGCCUUGUCCUCUCAGUCGAUGGCAUGCUCAUUCUGCUCCCCGUCUGUCGUACCAUCAUGCGCUGGAUCCGCCCCAAGGUGCGCUUCCUCCCGCUCGACGAGAACCUCUGGAUGCACCGCCAGCUUGCCUACGCUCUUCUCGUCUUCACCGUCGCCCACGUGGCCGCCCACUAUGUCAACUUCUACAACGUCGAAAUCACCCAGAUCCGCCCCGUCAGUGCCCUGCAGAUUCAUUACGCUCAGCCCGGCGGCAUCACGGGCCACGUCAUGAUGCUGUGCAUGCUGCUCAUGUACACGACGGCCCAUGCGCGCAUCCGCCAGCAGUCGUUUGAGACGUUUUGGUACACGCACCACCUCUUCAUCCCCUUCCUCCUUGCCCUCUACACCCAUACCGUCGGCUGCUUCGUCCGCGACUCGGUCGACGCCUACUCCCCCUUUGCCGGCGACGAGUAUUGGACGCACUGCAUCGGAUACCUCGGCUGGCGCUGGGAGCUCUGCACCGGUGCCUUGUACCUCGCCGAGCGCCUUUUUCGCGAGAUCCGAGCCCGCCGCGAGACGGCCAUCACCCGUGUCAUCCGCCACCCCUACGAUGUCGUCGAGCUGCAGUUCAGCAAGCCCUCGUUCCGGUACAAGGCCGGCCAGUGGCUCUUCCUACAGGUGCCGUCCAUCUCGCGGUACCAGUGGCACCCCUUCACCAUCACAUCGUGCCCGUUCGAUCCCUAUGUUUCCGUUCAUGUUCGCCAAAUCGGCGACUUCACCCGCGCCCUGGGAGACGCUACGGGAGCAGGCAGCGCCCAGGCCAAGCUGUACGAUGGCGUCGACCCUAUGGGCAUGUACGAGGUGGCGCUCCAGAACGGCCAGCAGAUGCCCUCGCUGCGCAUCGACGGGCCCUACGGCGCCCCGGCCGAGGACGUAUUUGAGAACGAGAUCGCCGUGCUCAUCGGCACCGGCAUCGGCGUCACCCCUUGGGCCGCCAUCCUCAAGAAUAUCUGGCACCUGCGCAACUCUCCCAACCCGCCCACCCGCCUGCGCCGCGUCGAGUUCAUCUGGGUCUGCAAGGAUACGGGCUCCUUUGAGUGGUUCCAGACGCUGCUCUCUUCGCUUGAGGAACAGUCCGACGAGGCUGCUCGCCUCCCUGGCAGCUCCGGCCUCGAGUUUCUAAAGAUCCACACCUACCUUACACAGAAGCUUGAUAUGGACACAACCCAGAAUAUCGUCCUCAACAGCGUCGGCGCAGACAUGGAUCCUCUCACCGAGCUCCGGUCGCGCACAAACUUUGGCCGCCCCGACUUCAAGCACCUCUUCACCACCAUGCGCAACGGCAUCCUCGACAGAACUUACCUCAAUGGCCUCGAGGGCAGCAUGCGCACGACGGUUGGAGUCUAUUUUUGCGGCCCGACGGCGGCCGCGCGUGACAUCAAGACGGCUUGCAAAUCGGCCACAACGAGGGAGGUCAAAUUUCGCUUCUGGAAGGAGCACUUUUAG
Drechmeria coniospora is the source of this 1674-nucleotide messenger RNA. RefSeq names its product NADPH oxidase. Gene Ontology annotation, molecular function: superoxide-generating NAD(P)H oxidase activity. Bases 1 to 1674 code for a protein of 557 amino acids. The transcript is spliced from 3 exons. Gene Ontology annotation, biological process: defense response; superoxide anion generation. Gene Ontology annotation, cellular component: plasma membrane; NADPH oxidase complex. The record is from RefSeq and is a predicted model, not a curated record. Lineage: Eukaryota; Fungi; Ascomycota; Sordariomycetes; Hypocreales; Ophiocordycipitaceae.